AUGUUCUCCUUCUCCAAAAUCGUCUCCUUCGUAUUAUUGGCCCUCUUCCUGUCUUCUGUGUCAGCUGGACUCAUUCGUGUCCGUCGCCAGAACUACUAUUCCAGUGGAGUCGUCAACAACAUGGUCUCGGAUCCACUCAUCGGAGGAUCCACAUCUCUCGGAUGGGCUCAAGUCCCACAUGUCUACAGUCCAAUGUUCUCGCCAGUCUUCGGAAAAUAG
Messenger RNA from Caenorhabditis remanei, 219 nucleotides. RefSeq lists its product as uncharacterized. The transcript has a single exon. NCBI's taxonomy places the organism in Eukaryota, Metazoa, Nematoda, Chromadorea, Rhabditida, Rhabditidae. The record is from RefSeq and is a predicted model, not a curated record. The coding region runs from base 1 to 219 and encodes 72 amino acids.